UACAAUCAUACUCACGGUACUACAGCUAGCUUCAUAGGGCGGCCUAGUACGUAUUCGAGUCAUAAUAUAGCGAAUGCAUAUCUAACCAAGUCGGAAGCAGAAACGAAAUAAAGCUCUCCAAUUUGAACAACAGAGUAUUAUAUAGAGACGCACGAGAGAAUAACCUGUCAUUUUGUUUUCUAGUAGUAUUAUCUCUACUACUAAGAGUAAGACUGGCCCUUCUUCUUGUAAUUGUUGUCAACCCGGUAUCGUCAGCGACGGAGGCCUUUUCCCUUGACUUGUCUUCAUAAUCAGCUCUGCUUGCCGCGACGUUCGAUUCCAACAUUUUUUUUCCUCCAAGUUCCCAAAAUGAGUGGGUUCCUAUUUGGAAAGAAGAAGAAGGAGGUAACUGUUUCGCCAGCAGAAGCUAUCCAGAAACUUAGAUCAACCGAAGAAAUGCUCGUGAAAAAACAAGAGUUUUUAGAAGGAAAGGUGUCAAAGGAACUUGUCAUAGCAAAGCAGAAUGGAACGAAAAAUAAGAGAGUUGCAAUCCAAGCGCUGAAAAGGAAGAAGAAGUAUGAGAAGCAGCUGGCCCAAGUUGAUGGAACCUUGACUACGAUAGAAGCACAGAGGGAGGCGCUGGAGAAUGCUAAUACCAAUGCAGAGGUCCUCAAAAAUAUGAAAUUUGCAAGCACAGCCUUAAAAACAGCACAUAAAGAAAUGGGUGUUGAAGAUGUGGAUGAUUUGAUGGCAGAUGUGCAUGAACAAAUGGAACUAGCCACAGAAAUUUCUGAUGCCAUCUCAAAUCCAAUAGGCUUUGGAGCAGAUGAUAUUGAUGAGGAUGAGUUGAAUGCAGAACUUGAAGAAUUAGAACAGGAAGAAUUUGAUGAGAAGAUGCUCGAUGUUGAUAUUGAAUUACCACAAGUACCAAGUGCAUCAUUACCAGCCACGAAAAAGAAAGUUGCGCAGGAUGAGGAUGAUGACAUGAGAGAACUUGAACAGUGGGCCAUGUAGAACCAACCAUCCAGCACUUCUCUCUCUCUUACCAACUCCAUCUAAGCUAAAGGCCCAUUCUGCUUUCUCUAGAGGGGAUCAAUCAACAUUCAAAGAAUAUUUUGUAUAUCAUGUAUGGAGGUGUUGUGGUAUUUCAUCUCGAGGCCUGCACUUCUUAGUGUGCAUAUUCAUAUGGAUAGGUUCAUGGUCUAGUCCAAGUAACAUAAUUUCUCUUUACAGAAGUUACAUGUGACGCUAAUACUUUGGACUAUAGACUGUAGUAUACAGGCAACGAUCCCCACACACACACAGCAAAAUAUUUGUUGUUGGUUGGUCCCCUUUAUAUUUUUUAUUCUAUCGAUGGUCACUGUGAUUUCUGAUGUUAAAAGAUCAAUUCCAUACAGCAGAGAGGAACAUAGUAAACAUUGCACCUAAGUACAGAUUACUUGCUGGGGGAUAUGAAGUGUUUGCAAUGAGAAGCUGCAAUGCUAUUGCGUAGUUGUGUAGUGAAUAGGCCAAGGUUUUCCUAAGGUGUAUCUUUCUAAUAUUAUGUACAGAUGUCCCGCCCCCCUACUGUUAUUUAGGGUACGCAUAUGCAUGUUCCCUCCUUUUGAAAACACCCCCUAAGUCCGGUGUGUAAAGUCAAUAUGGGCCUGAUUUUUGUGUACUAUGAGACGGACUUUGGUGCAUGAAAAGUACCCCUUUACCGGACAUUUUGGUAACACGCAUGGUAUCCCUCCAUUCACGGAGUGGGGGGGGGGGGGGGCGGGACAGAUGUAUUUUAUCACACAUGAAUCUUUACUAAUAGAUUAUACAUUCUACCACGUAAUUUAUGAAAAAUAAUAUUUAUUAGAUAAGGGAGAUGUAUUUCUUGCUACCAUUGUUUCAUUAAAGCAUUGUGGAAGCAUGCCUCUGGAGUUGUGCUACUCCUGAUAAACUUUCAAUUUCUUCAUAGGCCACAUUAAAAAGUGAAGUUUCUUUUACUCUCACUAUCUCUCUCUUUUUAAGAGUAUAACAAAUCCAAUAUGUAUUGACUGGAUUUGUAACACAAUGUUUACAAACAAGGAUUUCUUCUGUAGAUUUUAAAAGUCAUGAGGAAAAAGUGGCUUGGGGUACAUUGAUAUUUAUUUCCCCCUCCCCUACAAACUCACCUUCCUGUGUGAUAUGUGUUACAUAUCAACCGACAAAUUAAGAAUUUUGCUACUGAUAUUAUAUUCACUGAGGCUGCGGGCCGAGGUUGAAAUUUAAUGGCAUGAUGGAAUAGAAUGUACAGAAAUGUAAGCCCCCUAAAAUCAUUUUAAAAAAGGGUUUAGAAACUAUUUUUAAAAGAAAACUAAUUAUAUAUCAAACUUCUUGGACAUCCCAUGAAACAUGUGUUAUAGAGUUAUUAAACGCAUGUUUCUAUGGCAUUUCUGCGAACUUUGACCUAUGAUGUUUUCGAUUAACUGGCCCCUGAUCUUAAAAAUUGGUGUUAGAAUGUCUGUACAAUUUUUCAAGAACUACUAAAGGAAGAAAAGUUCAGUAGAUUUUUUAUUUAUUAACAAGCCUUUUCAAAAGUAGAUAUUUAACAACAACAGAAACUGCUGACAGAUAUUGUUUUAUUGUAUUGGUGUUUACACAGACACACUCUGUCCUUGCAACCUCUCUCCAUGGGAGCUUAGAAUCAGAAUUAUUUUCCACUGAACUUUUGGUGCCCCUAAGCUAACCCUAACCUUAUGGAUUUUUACAUGAGAAUUAGUAGUGUAAUGAAGUGGUAUGUUUUGGUUUAAGGCAUAGCAUAGGUUAGGUGCAAGUCUAGGUGCAAGUUUAGCUGUAUGGAAAUAAUAGUAUAUACAUGUUUAUUGGUGGCACUUCACUGUGCACUUGGAGGAGGAAAGAAUUAUUGACCAGUAGAUAGAGGGCAACGUUUAAGUUCUACACAGCCAUGAAAUAAGAUUUGUGUUUUAGAUUAAAAAAAACCCUGAAAAACUGAUCAAUACAUAUGUAUUGAUCAGUUUCAGGUUAGGUGUAAAAAUGUGGAACAUGUCAUAAUAAAAAUGUGUGUAUAAUUAUGUGUGAAGCUGUUAGUCAAAUAUUUUAAAAGACAUUCACUUUUAUAAAGUAUCAACAGUUGUUUUAUAUAUUUUCUUCUUUUUGUUUCUAUUCUUCCAGAUUACAUUUUGUAAGUAACGUCUGAUAACAUUUGUCCAAAAUACCAAUGUAUGUACAUGUGAGGCAUCAUCAUGUACUGGUAUAUGAUUGUUAGGAAAAUAUAUAUUAGAUUAUAACAUAGCAAGAAGCAAGAAGGCAGGUCAUAUGAAGUGCCAUCUUUUAAUAUUUCCUUCAAAUUCCUUCAACUCCUGCAGUGCUGGGUCUAAACUGAAGCCCUUGAUGGAUUCUGAAUUCAAUGAUUUGUAGAUCAGGAUAUUCAGUUAAUGCAAUCCACCUCCAAAUCACUUUAAUGAUAUUUAUUACUACUUGUGAAACAUAACUCCUUCAUUCUAAUGUACCUGAAUUGAGAUAGAGCAUCCCUGGGCCAGGGUCCAGGGAGAGGGACAUUCAUUACCUCUUAUUACUGACGGCUACAAUUUAUUCUCUUAGCACUGCAGUCUAUUUAUUUACUCAGCAGCUAGUGUUUUCAAAAACCCUUUAAAGCAUUAUUAAUAUAUGUUUAGCAUAUAUUAAUAAUGAUAAUAAUAUAGCCCAUAAUAAUACAUUGAAUAAUCUAUGCGCUUUAUAUUUCUUUAAAACAAGGAGCUUCAUGAAUUCCUUGAAAACAAACAAGUUUUCAAGGCUCUCCCAAAACCCUCCAUUCUCAUGACCUCCCAAAGUCUGUCAGGAAGAGGGAAGAAAGCUGCAGAAGUUGAUCAUGACACAGACAUUUAAAAAAAAAGCUAAAUCACUUGACAUAGUGUAUUUUCAUAAUAGGUUUCCGUUAUAUCUAUUUUUCAUUUGAAAGAUAUUCAGUAUCUUUCCCUCUCGACUGACAUUUGUAUUUGACCUGCGCUUAUUCAUAUAAUUUCAUAUUUGUAUUAUUUCAUUUGCUUAAAUUAUGUAUAUGACUUACACUUCUAUUACGUUAUCUUUGGCACAUGUACUAUUUAAUGAUAUAGAAUAGGAACUUUCAGUUAGUACAUGUCCAAAUAGCACCAUAAUAUCAUAUAUCUUUCUAUAAAUUCUGAACUGUCACAACUUAAUGUGUGAUUAAUUGUAAAUAAAAUGAUCUUUAUAAUGUGAAA
This is a messenger RNA of Strongylocentrotus purpuratus (purple sea urchin), 4190 nucleotides long. RefSeq names its product charged multivesicular body protein 4b. Gene Ontology annotation, cellular component: cytoplasmic side of plasma membrane; ESCRT III complex; multivesicular body. Gene Ontology annotation, molecular function: DNA-binding transcription factor activity. Bases 349 to 993 code for a protein of 214 amino acids. Gene Ontology annotation, biological process: regulation of DNA-templated transcription; vesicle budding from membrane; late endosome to vacuole transport via multivesicular body sorting pathway. The transcript has 5 exons. NCBI's taxonomy places the organism in Eukaryota, Metazoa, Echinodermata, Echinoidea, Camarodonta, Strongylocentrotidae. The record is from RefSeq and is a predicted model, not a curated record.